UUAUAUUAUUUUUAAUAACAUCAGAUAAAAAUAUUAUAUUAGAUAUAGUUGUAUAGAAGAGAAAAUAAUACUUGAGUUUAUGACGAAAUGACGAACACAAUUACAACUUACAAGAUUAUUAUAAAUUAAGAAACCGAUUAAAACAAAUCAGAAUGUUGUUAACGUUUUAAAAUUAAAACUAUAAUACCACAGUACUAUUUGCUACAGAUAAAUCAAAUGAUUUUUUACAUCAAAGACAGUUGAUCAAACACUGUGCAUAUCAAUAAAAUUAUAGAACACUAACUGGCACUGGCAAUUGCUAUAAUGCUAAGUAUUAUAGUUGUUAAUUGUUUAGAGUUUUUAAAAUAGUAAUUAAUUAUUAUUAUUAAUUGGUAAGUUAAAAAAGAGCUAAUAAAAUGUGUGUACAUCUCGACAAAUUCUAUUACCAAAUAUUUGAAUUAUUUAAGUCACCUAGGUCUCCCUAAAAGGGGACAUUAUCUUGGAUAUACUAAAUACUUACCCAAAUUAUGAAAUAAAUGAUCCAUUUUUAUAAUAAUUAGGACAAUAAGACAUUUAGACAUAUUAGGGUCAAACAAUAAUGAUACUGGAAACUGGAAUACUCUUAUACAAAACAUUUUUCAAUUCUAUUUUGUCAGUUAUAGAAAUUUGUCUGUACAGAUUUCUAUGAUUAUUUAAAUAUGUAUUUAACAUUUGCAUUUAUAGAUUGGCUUUCCUCGUCUUCCAUUACCACAAUUAAAGAUAUAGUAUAUCUUUAAUUGUGUCUAUUACUAACAGAUUUGGGUAUAAACAUAAUAUAAUUAAGGAGAACUGAGAAAUAUUAUUCAGUGUAUAGGAUAUAAUAUAUAUAUUAAUAUUACAGCUAUUCAUUGUUCUAUGUCAUUACUGUCUAACUAUACUACUAUAGGUACAAUUUAUUAUUUUCAUUUAUAAUCAAUGUGAAUAUAAAAUUGCAAUUAAUUAAAACUAUAAUCUAAGAGGUAUGUGUAAGUUAUUGUUACCUACCCAAAUAUAAUAAUCAUCAGGAUAACACUCAUGAAAAAUAAACUUGUAUUUAUAACAUUUUUAUCUAUGUGCUAUACCUACUCUAUUCAGAAUAAAAACAGACCAGGCAGUGGACGAAAACACAUCGUUGUUCGCGCAUCUAUCCCCACUACGGCUGCCACCACAAAUAUUCACUUUUACCGAAUAAUUAAACUAAUUGGCCACCAGGUGGUCUGGCUGCGCCAAGCUCAGUUGCGAUGCGGUCUGUUUUUAUUCUCAAUAGAGUAUAAAUUAUAAUGUAUGAUUGAGUUGUUAUUGAACAUUUUUAUAAUCAUUUUCAGAAGUAUUAAUUAAAAUGAAUAGUCGACCGUUCAAGUUGAUAACAUUUGAUAUAACUGGAACUUUAUUAAAAUAUCGAAGUUCUCCAGCUAUAGAAUACUCGAAUAUAUUAAAUAAAUAUGGCAUAGAAGUAAAAUUAUCAACUCUAGAGAAUUUGAUUAAUAAAAAUUGGACAUUCAUGACAAAAGCACAUCCAAAUUUUGGUCUUUGUACUGGCCUUGAAUGGGAAAACUAUUGGAGAAUUUAUGCACAAAAUGUUUUUAGCAAAGCAUUUCAGAUAGAAAAUAUCACUGAUAAUGUACCUCUGACAGAUAUAAUUGACGAAUUGAUGAUAACGUACAGUACAGGAGAAACAUUUAAAGUACAAAAUGGAGCUAUUGAGUUAUUGGAGUAUUUGAAAAAAGAACAAGUACCAUUGGGAGUUUUGUCUAAUUAUGACCCAAGAAUUAAAUCUAUGAUAAAAAAUCUGGGUCUCUCUCAUUAUUUUAAAUUUAUUUUGUCAUCUUACGAAGUGAGGUCUGAGAAGCCUGAUAUUAAAAUAUUUAGAAAAGCAGAAUCAUACAUUGAAAAGGGUUUAAAUCGUGAGUUAUUUUUACAUAUUGGUGACUCAUAUUUGUUGGACUUUAAAGGUGCAAAAAAUGCUGGGUGGUCUGCAUGUUUAGUUCAUACGGAUAAAAAUAUAAUUGAACAGUAUCCAUGUGUGAGCGGUUGUAUAUUUGAUGAUUUUACAGCUUUAAAAAGGUUUUUAGUGACAUGCAAUGCAAAAAAAAUAUAUUCUGAACAAUAGAAUUAAUAUUUUGAAUAUUAAUUGUAUCCUUUCAACUAUGUUGGAACUAUGUUUUAUAUCGGUUAAGUUUUUUUUAGUAAAAUUUACUAA
This is a messenger RNA of Acyrthosiphon pisum (pea aphid), 2197 nucleotides long. RefSeq names its product rhythmically expressed gene 2 protein-like. The record is from RefSeq and is a predicted model, not a curated record. Lineage: Eukaryota; Metazoa; Arthropoda; Insecta; Hemiptera; Aphididae. Gene Ontology annotation, cellular component: nucleus. Bases 1337 to 2107 code for a protein of 256 amino acids. The transcript is spliced from 2 exons.